Messenger RNA from Globicephala melas (long-finned pilot whale), 1150 nucleotides. It is a transcript of the gene LPAR2, whose product is annotated as lysophosphatidic acid receptor 2. Gene Ontology annotation, biological process: regulation of metabolic process; adenylate cyclase-activating G protein-coupled receptor signaling pathway. Gene Ontology annotation, molecular function: lysophosphatidic acid receptor activity. NCBI's taxonomy places the organism in Eukaryota, Metazoa, Chordata, Mammalia, Artiodactyla, Delphinidae. Gene Ontology annotation, cellular component: plasma membrane; cytoplasm. The record is from RefSeq and is a predicted model, not a curated record.
GCGCACCCAGACGCUCUUCUGCUCCAGCCCUCGUCGCCCGGUCAUGGGUCUCGGGCGCGAGGCCACCCUGUCUGCGGCGUGACGGGCGGCUCAGAUGGUCACCAUGGGCCAGUGCUACUACAAUGAGACCAUCGGCUUCUUCUACAACAACAGCGGCAAGGAGCUCAGCUCCCACUGGCGGCCCAAAGAUGUGGUUGUGGUGGCACUGGGGCUGACUGUCAGCGUGCUGGUGCUGCUGACCAACCUGCUGGUCAUCGCGGCCAUCGCCUCCAACCGUCGCUUCCACCAGCCCAUUUACUACCUGCUUGGCAACCUGGCCGCAGCUGACCUCUUUGCCGGUGUAGCCUACCUCUUCCUCAUGUUCCAUACAGGCCCGCGCACAGCCCGGCUCUCACUUCAGGGCUGGUUCUUGCGGCAGGGCCUGUUGGACACGAGCCUGACGGCGUCCGUGGCCACACUCCUGGCCAUCGCUGUGGAGCGGCACCGCAGUGUGAUGGCUGUGCAGCUGCACAGCCGCCUGCCCCGAGGCCGGGUCAUCAUGCUCAUCGUGGGCGUGUGGGUGGCCGCGCUGGGCCUGGGGCUGCUGCCCGCCCACUCCUGGCACUGCCUCUGCGCCCUGGACCGCUGCUCGCGCAUGGCCCCCCUGCUCAGCCGCUCCUACCUGGCCGUCUGGGCCCUGUCCAGCCUGCUCGUCUUCCUGCUCAUGGUGGCUGUCUACACUCGCAUCUUCUUCUAUGUGAGGCGGCGGGUGCAGCGCAUGGCAGAGCAUGUCAGCUGCCACCCCCACUACCGUGAAACCACGCUCAGCCUGGUCAAGACUGUUGUCAUCAUCCUGGGGGCGUUUGUGGUCUGCUGGACACCGGGCCAGGUGGUGCUGCUUCUGGAUGGUCUGGGCUGCAAGUCCUGCAACGUCCUGGCUGUGGAGAAAUAUUUCCUACUCUUAGCCGAGGCCAACUCGCUGGUCAACGCCGUGGUGUACUCAUGCCGAGAUGCUGAGAUGCGCCGCACCUUCCGCCACCUCCUCUGCUGUCUGUGCCUUCGCCGGUCCACCCACAAGUCUGUUCGCUACACAUCCUCCACCCAGACAGGCCCUAGCACUCGCAUCAUGCUUCCUGAGAAUGGCCAUUCCCUGAUGGACUCCACCCUUUAG